AUGAGACAUAAAUUUGCAAUCGAUGCAUACCGCAGUAUUCAGCGUGUUUUAUUGCUGGGACAAAAACAUGCGACGAGCGAGAAAUUGACUGUGUUUCACGGCUUAAAUAUGCCAGUGGCAAUGGCGACAACUGACUGCAAUUCAAAAGUAGAAGAUUCAGACCCUUGGAUUAUCUGGGAUGGCUCGUCCUUGUCCUGA
This is a messenger RNA of Plasmopara halstedii, 198 nucleotides long. RefSeq lists its product as uncharacterized. The transcript has 2 exons. The record is from RefSeq and is a predicted model, not a curated record. The coding region runs from base 1 to 198 and encodes 65 amino acids. Lineage: Eukaryota; Oomycota; Peronosporomycetes; Peronosporales; Peronosporaceae.